Messenger RNA from Amphiprion ocellaris (clown anemonefish), 2349 nucleotides. RefSeq names its product aminoacyl tRNA synthase complex-interacting multifunctional protein 1-like. The transcript has 4 exons. Bases 94 to 1011 code for a protein of 305 amino acids. Lineage: Eukaryota; Metazoa; Chordata; Actinopteri; Pomacentridae. The record is from RefSeq and is a predicted model, not a curated record. Gene Ontology annotation, molecular function: tRNA binding.
AUGUGUCGAAGCCUCGGGUAUCAGAGGACCAUCACAAGGAAGAGGGGAAGAGGACCGUAGAGGAGCCGUAGUCUGCAGACAACUACAGCCGGAAUGGGUCGUGGAGAGGAACUCAGCGACUUCCAGCGCGGCACCGUGGUCGGAUGCUACCUGUGCAAGAAGUCCAUCCGGGAGAUCUCCGCCCUGCUCAACCUGCCUCGGUCCACCAUCAGCUCCGUGAUCCUCAAGUGGAAACGCGGAGGAAUAACGACGGCUCUGCCCCGGAGCGGCCGACCGCACAAGCUGAAGGAGCAGGACCGCCAGGUGCUGGAGAAGGUGGCUAUGGAGAAGAGUCUGCCCUCCAUAGAGGCUCUCACCGCCGAGUUUCAGACCGCCUCCGGGGCCAACGUGAGCGCCACCACCAUCCGCCGGGAGCUCCACGAGAUGGGCUUCCGCGGCCGAGUGUCCUCCUACAGCAAGCCGAAAGGAGGGCAGAAGGUGGCAAAGAAGCCGGGAUCUCCUGACCAAGAGGAUGAAAAGGUAGAUGUGUCUCGUCUGGACCUGCGUGUUGGACGCAUAAUAACGGCUGUACAGCUUCUAGACACCGACAGUCUGUAUGUGGAACAGAUUGAUGUAGGCGAGGCGUCUCCCAGGACGGUAGUCAGUGAACUGGCCAAGCACAUAUCCUGGGCCCAGAUGCAGAACCGCCUGGUGGUCGUGCUGUGUAACCUGAAGCCAGUGAAGACAAGAGGGAUGAUGAAUCAGGCUGUGAUCAUGUGUGCUAGCUCACCAGAAAAGAUGGAAAUCCUUGAUCCUCCGAGUGGAGCCGAACCAGGGGACAGAGUAACUAUCCAGGGAUUCCCAGGUGAACCAGACAGAGAGCUAAACCCCAAAAAGAGGGUGUGGGAAGAGGUGCAGCCAGACCUGCGUACGGACAGCCAGUGUGUCGCCACCUACAAGGGAGCUGCCUUUGAAGUGGUUGGAAAAGGAGUGUGCAAAAGCCAAACUAUGAGCGAUUGUGAAAUCAAAUAAACUAAACAGAGCUGCCUGAAAUAACUCGGUGCAAAUCCCUGCAGCCGGAAAGGACCCAAGAUUUUGUGGAAAGACUUCCCAGGAGGGUGGAGGCUGUGAGAGCAGAAUAUUAACGCUCAUGGCUUUGAAAUGACACAUCUAGCCAUCACAUGGGUGUGAUGAUUGAGUGUCCACAUGCUUUGAAAAUUAACAGUGAUGAACCCUCUGUUGGACCGACAUGAACAUGACUGUUACAUACAUAACUUGCCCUCAGAAAAAUGGGAAAUUCAACAUAUACACUACCGUUCAGAAGUUUGGGGUCACCUACAAAUGUCCUUAUUUUGAAAGAAAAGCUGUUUUUUUAAUGAAGAUAACAUUAAAUGAAUCAGAAAUCCAGUCUAGACAUUGUUAAUGUGGUAAAUGACUAUUCUAGCUGGAAACGGCUGAUUUUUUAUGGAAUAUCUACAUAGUGAUACAGAGGAACAUUUCCAGCAACCAUCACUCCUGUGUUCUAAUGCUACAUUGUGUUAGCUAAUGGUGUUGAAAGGCUAAUUGAUGAUUAGAAAACCCUUGUGCAGUUAUGUUAGCACAUGAUUAAAAGUGUUAGUUUUCAUGGAAAACAAAUUGUCUGGCUGACCCCAGACUUUUGAAUGGCAGUGUACAUUGUAAUGAAAAUGUGUAGUUCUCAAUUUGACCAAAUGAGGGCUACAUUACCCCAUGAUAAUGUGCAGUACGUGUGUUGGCUUGCUUCAGUGUGACAUGAAAACACUAAUAUCCAGCAUGGUUGAAAGAAAAGCGAAAUUCUUUCAGAGAAUUCUGCUUUCUUGAGAACUAUUUUGUAAAGUAUUAUGUUUUCCCGUGAGACUGUAAAUGUCAUUUCAAUUGAACAAUGGUGGUGCAAAAGUCCCUUCGAGAAAGGGGACAUUGAACAGUUUUGCUUUUUGUAACAGUGUUGAUAUGAGUUGAAAAUGAAUCCAGUCUGUCAGACGUCAAAAUGAGCUACUUGUUCUUAACCAUAUGAGCACACUUGUUUAUCAUCAAAUGAUGGACAUUAGUCGCUGUGCCAUGUAUCGGUGUGCUUAUAUAUCCUAGUGUUUCAUAUAAUACAAUUUUUAUCUGUUAUCCAAACAAAUCCCAGAUUCCCAGGAACUUUUAAAACAGAUGUUUCUGUGUCAUUGGUUUGGAUAUGAAAGUGUUUUGCUGCUUCUUCACCCAAGAACUUUUGUAUCUGUCUUUUGAAUAUUACUACAAACUAGCUGACUUUUAUAUGUCGUACACAAUGAAACGUGUUUGAGCUUAAAUACUCAAUGUCUGAUGAGCAUAUUUAUCAUUUUAAGAAAAAAUAAAUAAACCAACGUG